Ixodes scapularis (black-legged tick) is the source of this 2695-nucleotide messenger RNA. Its product is annotated as double C2-like domain-containing protein beta. Lineage: Eukaryota; Metazoa; Arthropoda; Arachnida; Ixodida; Ixodidae. The transcript is spliced from 5 exons. Bases 10 to 567 code for a protein of 185 amino acids. The record is from RefSeq and is a predicted model, not a curated record.
UUGACCGUCAUGGACGACUACCAGUUCGGCAGCUACCCGUUGGGAGAGGCCACGGUGCCACUUUCGCUCCUCACGCCCAACCAGAUGUGCUGGCUCAAUGUGGCCCUAGACAAGUGCCUGGACCGGGACGCCCUUUGCGCAGACCGGCCCCGCGUCCUGGUCUCGCUGAUGCACUGCAGGCGGCGCCGGGAACUCCACGUGGGCCUGCUCCGCUGCGUGCGGCUGCGACACGCCGCCGCCGGCACGGGGCCCUUUGUGCGCAUAACUCUGAAGCCAGACGCGAGCCAGCCUAGUUGUGAAACGAGCACCGUGAAAAAGAUGCUCAGCCCUCAAUCAAAUGAUGAGUUUGCGUUCGAGCUGAAAGAGAACGACAACCUCGAAAAGAAGUUCCUCCAGAUUUCGGUCUGGGACAAAGACCAAGGGAGGGUUGAUGAGUACCUAGGUGGUCUGGAAUUAGGCUUGCACUGCAAGGCGGCGCAGCUCCAGCACUGGCUGGACGUCAUCAGGGUUCCCGAGCAAAGCUUCGAGUGCUGGCACGCCUUAGUUCCAGUGCCGCUGCUUCCAUGAACUUAGCCUGACCUGCAUUCACGUAUUGGCUUUCGCCGUGAACUGUUUGACGCCCGAGACGCAGCUACGUCAUGUCGUGGUCUCCUCGUCAUGCUGCGGCGCAAGGAGUUUCCGGAACGUGUGUACCGCUCACGAAUAACGCAUUUGCUGUCGAAUGCCGGUGUUUGAUCGAGAGGGCUGUCCCUUAAACAUGGCGCUACUGUGCGAAUGAAGUCAUGUGAAGUGUUACUGCUGCAUGCUACUUGGUACAGAUGGAAGAGCUGGCUUUUUGUACAUAUGAACCGUCAGCUCUCCAACAGUGUUGAGCGUUGUUGUCCAGUGUAUGGUCAACCCAAAACCCUAUACUCUCCACAUAUGUGGGGUAAUUUUUUACGUAUAUGCCUGCGGGUGUUUUUUAGUUCAUUCCUCUCUUCGUGCCUUUAUGUCUACUCACGCUCACGAGGCAUCUUCUGCGCCGAUGGAUUUUCCACAAGUGACGUUACAGAUCAAAUUUGUAUCUCGCGGGUGCGGUCACGAUCGUAUAACUGUCCCUGAGAAAACAAGGUACAGACGGUGCACCAGGCGGCGGUGGAUGUCGCGAAGCCAGUGAUGAAAUAUUUCGUUGCAGUGAAUGGUAACACUGUCAUUAUGGUGCCUCUCAUUUCUUUCAAAACAUACUUUCUCACGUCUAAAUUAUUAUCAAUGCGAUCGAGCUGUUCAUUCUUCGCGUUUCUCAAAGUUCGACAAGUAUGAUGACUAGGCUUUCACGAACGUGAUGCUAGCGAGUUUUAAAACAGCGUACCCAAAAGCAUUGCGUACGCAAAUAAACAGUGUCGUCACCUCUUUUGCGCAUGCGCCGAGUCCAAACCACGUUUUGGAUUGGCAUGUGGCGACGACGUUAUUUCUUUUUGUGUGCGCAAAGAUUUUUGGGCGCGCUAUUCUAAAACUCGCUACUAUACAGAAUCAAUCACGCGCACACAGUCCUAGUUUCUACUGUUCUACCGUAUCAUAGUCGAACCCUUUCUGUUCAAUGUACGACUGUCGUUUUUCACGCAUACGCGCAGGUAAUGUCGUCUGACCGCGCGAGACAUGUGUGGCAAGCGAGUUCUAAAAAAAGUCAACAGCAAAAACGUAGCACUUUGAUAGCCCGCGUCAGAUAGGGUCACUGACAGAAACGCAGGGUGUGGCGUGCUACGUUUACGCUUCUCGUUUCGGGAUUGCUCCUUGGGCGUUCUUAUCGGCCAAUGCCGCGCUCUGAUUGGCUGCCUAGCGAUAAUGCGAUGCAGGGGACUCGCCACGCCUUGCGCUUCUUAAGCAGCCAGUGACUAUGUGGCGUGCUGCAAUGUUCUUCCAUGGACUGCGUGGGGUACGCGUCAAUGGUUGCAAUGGCGUUCUUCACGUUUCUCGUACAAAGAAGCAAAUCACAGGGGAUUUACGUCAAUCCUUUUCCAUAGCUCGGCCUUUACGAUGUCAAAUAUAAACUUUGAGGACGCUGUGUUUAACAAAUCAUGACAUCCCAGUAUAGCUAGCUUUCCCGAACGAGAGUGUAACUCCAAUUGUGGCUUUGCUCACUUGAGUGCUUGUUGAUCAAUCGCGAGCAUGACUUCAUUAAUUUACGUCGCUUUAAUGUACGUGAUACCGUUGCCAGUAAAUCGUGUUAGUUGUCUCCACCGCUCAAGUCUAUCCCGUCUGGCGUGGUAGCAAACAAUCAGUCCGAACGAUACCAGAAGAUUGGAGUGAGCAGGAAUUCAGACGUUACAACCCUAAAUGAGGGAGAAUGCCAGAACUUGUCUGAGCGCGUCUAUGAAACAAUGUUGCUGCUGUUUCUUUUUCAGAGAGGUUUUGGUACCUAUUUAAAGAGGGUGCUGGUGCGCAGAAGGAUUUUUGAUUUGUGAUACAAUCAAAAAUCGUCAACAAAGUGUCGUGCAAAUCGAAUUUUUUAAUGGCGAGGUUAAGACACUCAUAUCUGCCGUCACUACUGUCAAGAUCGCCGUACUGUUUACAAUUUUACUCUUUGCCAACAAGUCGUAUACAAAGUAAAGUUAUACGUGUGCCAAUGUUUGGUAUUUUAAAAUUGUUCAGGGUUGAAUAUUUCUGUACCACCAAAACGUAACCAGUUCCUGUCGAAUAAAUGACGUGGUAUAUGCCA